This is a messenger RNA of Sphaeramia orbicularis (orbiculate cardinalfish), 2337 nucleotides long. It is a transcript of the gene polr3c, whose product is annotated as polymerase (RNA) III (DNA directed) polypeptide C. The record is from RefSeq and is a predicted model, not a curated record. The transcript has 14 exons. Gene Ontology annotation, biological process: DNA-templated transcription. The coding region runs from base 108 to 2003 and encodes 631 amino acids. Lineage: Eukaryota; Metazoa; Chordata; Actinopteri; Kurtiformes; Apogonidae. Gene Ontology annotation, cellular component: RNA polymerase III complex. Gene Ontology annotation, molecular function: single-stranded DNA binding.
CUGGAAUCUUCCGUUACUUCCUCUAUGAACCCUGAAUCACAUCUUGGACAGAUGUAUUCCGGGAGUUUGGGGUUUACUUCUCCCUUACAACAGUGACAGAAAAACCGAUGCGGGGGAACAGCCGCAGCCUCCGCCAUCUUCCCCAGACCAGCACAAACACUGACGUCGGUCCUCCACAAUCUGAAGCCCGUCGUCCGCCUCCAGCCCGGCAUGCACCGCGGCUCAAACCAGCCAAUCACAGCGAGCGAAAUGGAGUAGCGGAAGUGUGUGUGUUGUCAGCUGAGCCGCAUGUGUUUAGACUCUCAUCAGUGGUAUGUUUAAAAGAGAGGACCUCCUUACUCCUGUCUAUCGGAAAGAUGACUGCCCAGGAGGUGCGUCUUUGUGGUCUUCUGCUGAGAGAGCAUUUUGGAGAAGUGGUGGAGAAAGUGGGAACACACCUGCUCAGAAGUGGAGCGCAGAAUCUUAGAACUAUCAUUCAUGAAACAGGCCUCCCACUGGACCUGGUGAAAAAGUCCCUGUGUGUGCUUGUACAACAUGGGGCCUGUAACUUUCGCUCUGGUCGUAAAGGACCCGGAUGCCCCACUGAGUACCAGGCCAGCGGUGAUCGGAUUCUGAGAAUUCUACGCUAUCCGCGGUACAUCUACACAGCCAAAACACUGUACGGUGACACUGGAGAGCUCAUCAUAGAGGAGUUACUGCAGAGAGGUCACAUGACCAUGAGCAGCACAGUUAAGACCGUCGCUGACCGACUCACACAGAACAUGGAAGAGGGUCGCAGUAUGGAUUACAGUGAAGUAACUUCUGCCUUCUCCAAACUGGUGGAAACCCAGUUUCUUCAGCGCUGCCCUCCAAUGGGGGGAGCAAGAAACACAAAAGACAGUGGUUCUCCACCUACUCCAUCUACCCCAGCUACGCCUGGUACACCAGCUAGCACCGCCUUACUCACACCGGAGAGUUUCCCCGACUGCUACAAAGUGCCUCAUAUUACGCUUAUAGGACGAGGCAAACGCCGCCACUCCAGUGACGAUGGAGAGGACCAAAAGAGUGCAAAGAAGGCUAAAAUGGAUCCAGAGACACACGGUGAUGAGGGGAUUUAUUGGCAGGUGAAUUUUGAGAGGUUCCAUCUCCACUUCAGAGACCAGGCAGUCAUCAGCGCUGUAGCCAACAAACUAGACCAGACUUGCAGUGAGAUAGUAAGGACCAUGUUAAGGAUGAGCGAAGUGACGACUUCACCCUCAGCCACCUGCACAAAGCCCCUCUCUGCCAAUGAGAUCUUCAGGUCCCUCCCAGCCAGCUACAACAUCCUCAGACCCAUCUUAGAUCAGUACCUCACCUUGCUGGUGGACGAUCCGAUGGAGUUUGUGGGGAAGGCCGGUGAGAGUGGAGGAGGGAUGUUUGUUGUCAAUCUGCACAGAGCUCUUGCCAAUCUGGCCCGAGCCACACUUGAGUCUGCAGUACAGGAGAGAUUUGGCUCCCGGUCGGCCCGUAUCUUUCGUCUGUUGCUAAGGAAACGUCACCUGGAGCAGAAGCAGGUGGAGGAUUUUGCGAUGAUUCCUGCCAAGGAGGCCAAAGACAUGCUCUACACACUGUUGUCACAGAACCUGGUCCAGCUUCAGGAAAUCCCAAAGACUCCUGACUACGCUCCCUCUCGUACCUUCUAUCUUUACACUGUCAACCAGCUCCCCACUGCGAGAAUGCUGCUGCAGAACUGCUACAAGACAGUGGCCAACCUCAUAGAAAGACGACUGUUUGAAACCAAAGAGAGCAAGCGUUUGUUGGAGAAAUCCCAGAGAAUCGAGGCCAUCCUGGCGUCUCUGCAGGUCAGUGGUGCUGAGCCGGAACAACUGACAGAGGUCGAAGAAAUGAUCACCGCUCCUGAAAAACAACAGCUGGAAUCUCUACGGCUUCACAUUAACAAGUUAGAUUCAGCAGAGAACCAGGUAGAUGAAACCAUGUUUCUACUAGAAGCCUACGUCAGCUCUACUGCCACCUCCACAGCCUGAGAGUCCCAGAUUCAAGUGUUACAAUGCACCCGUAGUACUUCUAAAUAAUUAGCUUCACUUUUCUGCAUGAGUGCUGGAAAGUGCAACUGUUUUAUAGUUUGUAUGUUUGAUGUGUUUCUGUUUGAGGUGGAAUAAAAUGUGCUUAUAUGUUUAUUGUUUUUUAUUUCAUGCACCAACAGAUGAAUAAAGUUCUACUAGAAUGCAUCUUUUUAAAACUUUUAAUUUCAGUAAAGAACAAACACAAAACUGUUGAACAAACUUAAGGCAAAGUGAACAUCUGAAAUGCAAAACCAUGGAAGUGUCUGUAUAUUAAAUAAAAAGAAGUGUGGUUUAA